GCCACUAUUUCCAUCACUCAACCCAAGUUCCUUGUACUCGCAUCAUGUCUCUGCGUCUUCUCAAGCGACCAAUUAACCUUGCAGCGAAGCCUCCAAUUACUCAGCUUCGUUUGCAGUCCAAUGGCCAGGCGCAAUUGAACAACGAUGUCGCCUCGUUUCAUUCUCGAUGGUUUGCUGACCUACAAGCUCAGCUGAAGAAAUUCACCACCGAUCACUACCCAGCCAGCUGCGUUCAAGAAGCCAAUAGACAAUUGGUGUCAAAUGAAGAGAAUUGGUUGCAGCUUUUAGCAGGGCAGCAGGGGUUCCUGACCGAUAAGAAAUGGCGAGGUCUUGAUAACCACCAGCUCCUUUGGGGUGACAUGGACAGCAUGGGCCAUGUCAACAACGUGAUGUACAACCGCUAUGUCGAAACUGGGCGGGUGCAUUUCAUCCGACAGCACAGUGAAGAUGCCGCAGAGCACGAAAAGUCACAAUGGGACGACCUGCCAACACCACGUAGCCUUGGUCUUAUUCUCAGAAGCAUUACGACGGAAUACAAAUUUCCACUUGAAUUCCCAGACCACAUCACUGUAUUGUAUAGACUUCUUGAAGCUCCAACUAAUGAGUCAACAUCACUCAAGAUGGAAGCAUGGAUUUUAUCGGAACAAUACCGCCGCUUGGCAGCACGAUGCAUCGACGACACCGUCAUCUAUGACUACAUCACAGCGAAGAAGACGGUCCUGAAGCCAUUCAUGGUCGAUAAGUUUCAGCAAACAUUUAGUAUGCAACAGGCGAACCAGAGGAAGUAUACAGAUCAGGCAAAAAGAGCAAUUCAGGCUGCCGAAGAACUUCAAAUGAAGUACAAAUAGUUAUAUGACUCUUAAUAUGAUUUUAUUAGCACUUAGUAUACACAACAGACCCGUAAAGUAAG
Fusarium redolens is the source of this 910-nucleotide messenger RNA. RefSeq names its product thioesterase-like superfamily-domain-containing protein. The transcript is spliced from 4 exons. The coding region runs from base 45 to 848 and encodes 267 amino acids. Gene Ontology annotation, molecular function: fatty acyl-CoA hydrolase activity. NCBI's taxonomy places the organism in Eukaryota, Fungi, Ascomycota, Sordariomycetes, Hypocreales, Nectriaceae. The record is from RefSeq and is a predicted model, not a curated record.